This is a messenger RNA of Oldenlandia corymbosa var. corymbosa, 1892 nucleotides long. Lineage: Eukaryota; Viridiplantae; Streptophyta; Magnoliopsida; Gentianales; Rubiaceae. The record is from the annotation of a GenBank genome assembly.
GAAUUAUUUUCCCUUAAUAAAUGAAGUUCAUGAGAGGUAUUAUUUGGGGAAAAAGGAAAAAGAAAAUCAAAAAAUGACCAAUUCCUGAGUUUGACAAACAAGGCCAAAAAAAACGUUUUAAUACCAAACCCAACAGCCAAAACCUCUUCUAAUUUCAUUCAAACCCAAAAUUUCCAAUUCCGUUCGAACAUUCCUUCUCUCAAGCAAUUUCAACUUCUGUUCAUUUCCCAUUCUCCUUUUCAAUCAAACUCUUCUAUGGAAUCCAUCAAUUUCAUAAAAGGCUAUGGCAAAGUGAGCAAUCCGUCGGAGUUCCAGCAGCAACCUCCAUCAAAGCGACGUCGUACCAUCGUAGCCGCUUCCAUCCUCAUCAGCUUAACCUUCAUAAUCGCGGCGUUGAUCGGAACAUUAAUCCACCACUCCGUCACCGAAGAAGCGGCGGAAGAACCAGAGCACCGCCUCCAAUCCGAUCCCACCGACUCGCUCAAAAUCGUCUGCGCUGUCACCGAGCACCUCGAUUCCUGCAUCAAUUCAAUCUCCUCCCUCAACGACCCGCCCAAAUCCGACCCGGUCCACUUCUUCAACCUCUCCCUCCAGGUAACCCUCCGGGAGCUCACCAACCUCUCUUCCCUGCCGAAGACUCUGAUCUCGAAGUCCAACGACGCCAGGGGCGACGGCGCGUUGAAGGACUGCGCCGCCCUGUUUGACGACGCGCUGAGCCAGGUGACCCAGUCGGCGGAGUUGAUGAAGGCGGGGAAACGGGCGGGGGAGGAGAAGCUGUUGACGGAGAUGAAGAUCAGUGAUAUGCUGACGUGGAUCAGCGCGGCGAUGACGGAUCAGGACACGUGUCUUGACGGGCUUGAUGAGAUGGGAUCAACGGCUGUGGUUGAAGUCAGAGCGAGGGUGCAGAAAUCUACCGAGUACAUGAGCAACAACUUGGCCAUUCUCAAUAACUUGGGAAAUCUUCUUGGUAAAUUUGGGCUUCAGAUGCCUUGAUGGGAGCCCCCGCAUUUGUUUUCUCGUCAUCUUGAAUUAUUCAGACAAAAGAAAGGGGUAAAUUGUUGUAAUUUAUUUUUUUUUUUAAUCUUUUUUGGGGUUGGACAAUUAUGUUUUCAUUUAUUGAUUCCGCGUGGAAAUGGCCACUCAUUGUAUCAUUAUUUUUUUGGUUAUGUCAUACUAUGUUCUUUUUUUGAUAAAACGGAAAAUUUCAUUAGCAACGAAAAGUAUUACAAGACUGUUACAUAGUAGGCACGUCUAUGACUUGCUCUACUUCAUUUCUAGCUACUUUGAUAAUAGUACAUUGACAAAAUCUUUGCUUAAGUGAAAUUAAUUCAGAAACUAGAACUUGUGCUUCAACAGGAAAAUCAAACUCACGUACCUUUGAUUCUCUAAAGAGUUGCAGUCGGUAUAAACUAUAAUUGUUGUCAAUCCCCGAUGUCAUGCCUCUUCCAUUGUUAAUUUACAAGCAAAAACCUCUGCUGGUACUGCUGAUAAAGUCGAUAUAGUUUGUGCCUUAAUUUGUAGGACUGUUCCCUCAGUGAAAUAUAUCUUCCAUGCACACCGGCUUUGGUCGUAGUAUUCUUAAAAGAACCAUCACAUAAAAUGGCUGCUUCAUGCUGUUGUAUCGCGCCUCUGGCAUGUGAACCCUCCUCAAGUGAAAAAGUCCGUUGGAUUGAGCUGCUAAACAACUUUGCAGUAUAAAAUCCUCCCAAACUAGUAUCCAAGUAGCAUAUGAGUCUCUAAUCUUGUCCUGCCAUACAACAUGAUUUCGUGCAAUUCAUAUGUGCCAAAUAACUUGAACAAACAAACUAACUUCAGCAUUUGAUGGAGUUUUGCAAAGCUAACUUUGAAAUCAAGUUUGGAAAUUUCGGGGAGAACCCUGAUUGAAGUUGAAC